CACCAUCACCACACCAUGGCCCUCCACUCGCACACUCUGCUGGCGGCUGCUGUUUUGUUCUGUGGCUUAGCUUUCACUCUUGCUCUGCCGGGCGAUAUGCCACGAUGGUGCCGCUGCCCCCGCACCACCGGCAGCUUCAUCAGCCCCAGGCACUACAAGAAGCUGGAGAUCAUCACCCCAGGGGCCUACUGCCGCCAGACUGAGAUCAUAAUCACCCUGAAAAGUAACAAGACGGUCUGUGUAGCACCUGAAACUGACUGGAUCAACAAAGUUAUCCGCAUGAUGCAAAGAAAGGAAGAUGCCAGAAGCACUGAGAGAUCUCCAAUUACCUUGGCUGAGGAUGGAGGCGAAAGACUUUGAUGCACUGUUGACUGCCACACCGCAAUAGGAAAUGAAUCCAUGCAAAACAAGAAACAUAUUAAGUUAAUAUGUAAUGUUUAUGUUUUGUAGAGGACAUAGUAUAUGUUUAUUUUUUAUUUUUAUCUUUUGCAUUACAUGUUUUGAUACACAUAUCAUGUGAAAACCUGUUCUGAAUUGUGAAAGAAAAUAAAUAAACUUAAGG
Messenger RNA from Engraulis encrasicolus (European anchovy), 562 nucleotides. RefSeq names its product interleukin-8. Gene Ontology annotation, cellular component: extracellular region. Gene Ontology annotation, molecular function: chemokine activity. The transcript has 4 exons. NCBI's taxonomy places the organism in Eukaryota, Metazoa, Chordata, Actinopteri, Clupeiformes, Engraulidae. The record is from RefSeq and is a predicted model, not a curated record. The coding region runs from base 16 to 360 and encodes 114 amino acids. Gene Ontology annotation, biological process: chemotaxis; defense response; immune response.